AUGCCACCUAAAGCAGACGUACGCAAGCUAUUAAAGAAGCAACAACAAGAACGUAGCAAAGCAAAACGUAUUGAUCAUCCGUUUGCUAAAUAUGACUCGAUGGACCGGUUGAUGUGUAUCGUGUGUCAUUCGCCUAUUAAGUCUGAAGCUGUAUGGCCAGCUCAUCUUGCUUCAGCUGGUCACCGAGACAAUAUUCAAAAACUAAAAGCAUUGAAGCAACAACAACAGCAGCAGCAGCAGUUAAAAAGACGUGCGUCCACACCGCCUUCUCAAACAGAAAAUGAUACCCAAGAACAUAAACGUAUGCGUGUUGAUGAAGAUGAUACACAAGAUAUUGAACUUGAAGACGCGAGUGAUGAAGAUGAUAUGAAGUUACCCAAUGACUUUUUUGAUCAACAGCAACAAGAGGAACCAGUGGAGGAACCAGCAGAAGAAACAGUGGAAGAGUCAGUGGAUAAUAAUACGUUGCCUGCUGGAUUUUUCGACGAUCCUGAAGAAGAAGCACGCGUUCAAGGUACUUUACCACCUGAAGAACAAGCCCAGGUUGAUUUAGACAGAGAUUUACAAGAAUUCAAUGAAGCCAUGAUUGAGGUCACAAAGGAAUCAAGAGAAGUGCAAGAAGAAGACGAUGAAACGUUUUGGAGAGAAAGAAAUUAUGAGAUUUUUCAAGAACAAGCCAUGUUUGAUUCUCGAGUUGAAAAACUAAAGCAGCUACGAAAGACAGGCGAAACAAAAAUGCAAGUAGAUCAGCCAGAUCAUGAUGAACUAAAAACAAGUGUACGACAUAUUCUUGUCAGUAAACCAACAAAGCAAGAAGCAUCCAUGUUUGAUGAUGACGAUGAAAGCGGAAGUGAAGAAGAGGAUUGGCGUGCACAACAAUUAUAA
Gilbertella persicaria is the source of this 885-nucleotide messenger RNA. RefSeq lists its product as uncharacterized. NCBI's taxonomy places the organism in Eukaryota, Fungi, Mucoromycota, Mucoromycetes, Mucorales, Choanephoraceae. Gene Ontology annotation, biological process: mitotic DNA damage checkpoint signaling; nuclear DNA replication; mitotic DNA replication checkpoint signaling. The transcript has a single exon. Bases 1 to 885 code for a protein of 294 amino acids. Gene Ontology annotation, cellular component: spliceosomal complex; nucleus. The record is from RefSeq and is a predicted model, not a curated record. Gene Ontology annotation, molecular function: nucleic acid binding; zinc ion binding.